AUGCGCUCCAUAAGCAUCCUCGCCGCUGCUUUGGCAUGCACAGUUUCCGCCGCCCCCCAAGGCCCACCAGAAGGCAUUGCCCCAGACUCGAGCGCUCCCGAGGGAUGCGAUGACUCGCCCAAGGGUAACUUCACCAUUGGCUACGAUCUGUUGUCAUCUAUGAAACGGGAAACUGCCGUCGAGGCCGAGAGCACCGCACUGGAAUGUAACUUGAAGGACGGCAUCUUGAGAGACCCCCAGAACCGCAUCGGCUCCGUCGUCGCGAAUCGUCAGUUUCAAUUCGACGGACCACCCCAAGCUGGCGCAAUCUACACAGGCGGCUUCUCCGUCUGCAAGAACAGCUCUCUGGCUAUCGGAGGCAGCACAAGGUGGUGGAAGUGCGGCAGCGGUGGCUUCUACAACCUGUACGACGAGUGGAUCGGUGGUCAGUGCGACGAGAUUCGCAUCGUGGUUUCUUUCAAGGAAAGUUCCGAGUCUUCGAGCUCUUCUUCGUCUUCAUCCUCGGCCAGUGCGUCCAGCACCGCGAGCAGCUCUUCAGGCUCCUCCUCGAGCUCGGGUAGCGCGUCCUCGACCCCUACCUCCUCCGCCGAUAGCUCUUCCUCGGCUUCUGCCUCACGUUCCUCAUCUGGUUCUUCUGGACCUACACCAACCUCCGCUAGCUCCGCAGGCGAAUCUUCCAACGAAAACCCCCCACCUGCUCCUUCUGCCGGCGAUGCUGCCCCUACUCGCGUUCCUCGCCGAGAAACAUUCGGUGCUGUUGUUGGCAUCGUCGGUGCUGCAUUGCUCCUAUGA
Periconia digitata is the source of this 792-nucleotide messenger RNA. The record is from the annotation of a GenBank genome assembly. Lineage: Eukaryota; Fungi; Ascomycota; Dothideomycetes; Pleosporales; Periconiaceae.